Tetrapisispora phaffii CBS 4417 is the source of this 633-nucleotide messenger RNA. RefSeq names its product Rrt14p (gene RRT14). NCBI's taxonomy places the organism in Eukaryota, Fungi, Ascomycota, Saccharomycetes, Saccharomycetales, Saccharomycetaceae. The transcript has a single exon. The coding region runs from base 1 to 633 and encodes 210 amino acids. The record is from RefSeq and is a predicted model, not a curated record.
AUGACUUCUUUUGUAAAUUCUACUGAACAAGCUACCAAAUCUGUUAAUGAUUUAUUAUCAAGUUUAUUACCAGGUGCUACGAAAUUAAAAAUAAAUAGUAAUAAUAUUAGAAGUGAGAGUACGAAAGGUUCCAAAGCUAAACUGAUUGAUCGUAAUUUGAAGAAAAAUAUUGAAAUAAAAGAAAGAGAUGUCUAUAAGAUUAAAAAAAAAAAAAAACUAAUUGAACAAAAAGAAUUUAAAAUCAACAAAGUAAAAGAAUUGAAAUUAGAACAAAAUGCUAAAUUAAGUAUAUUAAAGAAACACAAGUCGGAAGGUACUUUAACCAAAAAGGAGAAAAAAUAUUUGAGAGCAGUUAGUGAUCAAAAUAUUAAUAAGGCAAAAUCAUGGGAUUUUGAUGAAGAUGAGAAAGAAGAAUUACAAAAUGUUCAAAAUGAAAUUAUGAAUUUUAUGAAGAGUAAUAAUAAUUAUGAUAAACAUAAAAGAAGAAGAUCAAAGAAAAAACAAUUCAAAGAAGAAAUUUCCGCAAAGAAGCAACUCAAUGUCGAUCAUAGAUAUCCUGGUUUAACUCCAGGCCUGGCACCAGUCGGAUUAAGUGAUGAAGAAGAUUCAAGUGAAGAAGAAAAAGGUUUUUGA